AUGCUGCCAACGCUAGGCAUCUCCUCGUUCGUAACCUUCGCCGUCCUUGGUACUUUGGCCGCUUCCGUACCCGAAUGGUCAACAGUCAGACCGACUAAUGACCCAUCAUGGUUUAUUCCACCAAGUUUCUCCUUAACCCUCGUGGCAGCGUUUAUCUUUGGAAUGAUAGAUUCGGGGACCAAUACGGUUCGGAACGUCGCCUGUGCUCUCGCCAUGCCGAAUGCUCGUGCUCAAGCUUUUGCUAUCUCUAAGAUUUUUCAGGCUUUGGCUGGUGCUGUGUCGAUGGUGCUCAGUUCUCGUCUGUCAAUCUACGAUCACGUCCAACUUCUCAUCGUCACCACACUCGUCUCCCUUGUCGCUUUAUGUGUCGUUCAGCGAAGAAUCCAAACUAAAGUGAACUGUGAUCAGGCAAAAUAA
Messenger RNA from Cooperia oncophora, 417 nucleotides. The record is from the annotation of a GenBank genome assembly. NCBI's taxonomy places the organism in Eukaryota, Metazoa, Nematoda, Chromadorea, Rhabditida, Trichostrongylidae.